Molecule: messenger RNA, 954 nt
Organism: Chlamydomonas reinhardtii
Lineage: Eukaryota; Viridiplantae; Chlorophyta; Chlorophyceae; Chlamydomonadales; Chlamydomonadaceae
Exons: 5
Coding region: 113-658 (181 amino acids)
Biological process (GO): protein peptidyl-prolyl isomerization
Molecular function (GO): peptidyl-prolyl cis-trans isomerase activity
Source: RefSeq, a predicted model, not a curated record
CUUACACAUCAUACUACUUAUAUCAACUCGCUCGAGCUGCGACUGUCGCCCGAACCAGGAAAUCGAAGGCCACCUUUGUUCACUUCUACAGUCACAGAGGGAGGCAGCAACCAUGGACUUCGAAUCAAAUGGCGCGAUGAUGGAGUACUGUAAAAGCACAGGCCGAACUUAUUGCGCAUUCUCUAUUCAGCAAAGUAGCAAGCUGCUCGGCACCGUGGUUCUGGAGCUGUUCACGGACAUCGCACCAGCAACAUGUGCAAAUUUUAUUAAAUACAUCAAGGAUGGCUAUCAGGGCACGCCGCUGCACCGAAUAGUGCCCAAUGGCUGGGUGCAGGGUGGGGACAUAGUGGACGGCAGCGGCAAGGGCGACCCGGGCUUCGUGCUGCCGGAUGAGACGUACUCAGUCAAGCACGAUGCGCCUGGCGUACUGGGCAUGGCCACUGGCGGCCAGCCGCACACCGCGAACACGCAGUUCUACAUCUCGCUCUCGCCGCUGCCCUUCCUGGACGGCAAGCGCGUGGCGUUCGGGAGAGUGCUCAACAAGCAGAGCCUGGAGAACCUGCUGGCGCUGCAGACGCUGCCCACCUUCCAAAACGAGCGGCCCGUGCCGGACGUCGUCAUCGCCAGCUGCCACGUCAUCUACAACCCCAACUCUUAGGCCGCAAAUGCUGGGGCAGGAGUAGUUGCAGGAGUAGCAGGGGCUGUGGGGCAGGAGCAGGUGAGCCGGAGCUCCGUCCUGUCGCGCAGGGACUGGCGCUCCAGAGGAUGCUGGGCGUGUUGGCGUUUUGGUUAGCAGGCGUGUGACAACACUGUUUCAAAUCGGCGAGCAGGUUACAGAUAGUGAGGCGAGAUGGAUGUAACGCAGCACAACCGCGUGCGCUUGGUGUGUGCGGGGCCCCGUGUAACUGGUCAUGUGUCAGAGGGAUAAUGCAGGUACUGUAAGCAUUCCAUUUC